UACAGCUGCGAUACUUGCUCAUUUCUACCGCUUCCCUCAAAACCCUACAAACCAAGAACUAGGGUUUUGCAAACUCUUCAAUCGUUUUCCUUCUUUUCUCAAUCCCUUAGCUUUCUCUGCGAUUCCCCGUCCUUUAAAUGGGCAAGUCAAGCAAGAAGUCGAGCCUCAAAGUUGACGCAGCUCCCGCUGUAGUCGCACCGUCCAAGUCUGCCAAGAAAGGCAAGAGAGAAGCUGUAGAUGCGAUAGAGAAGCAAGUUAGUGCGAAGAGGCAGAAAAAAGAUAAUGGUGUAGAGCAGACUCUUCUUAAGAAGAAGAUUGAGGUGAAGACACAAAAGAAGAAGAAAGAGGAAACCAGUAGUUCAGAUGAUUCAUCGGAAUCUGAGAAGGAAGAGGUUAAAAUAAAAACCAAGAAGGGAGUGGUUGCUCUGAAACCUCCAGUGAAAGUGUCUAGUUCUGAAUCUUCGGAUGAUGAUUCUAGCGAUGAAUCUUCUGAUGAUGUUAAAGUAAUAACCAAGAAGGGAGUAGUUGCGGCAAAGCAACCUGUUAAAGAGUCUAGUGAAGAUGAAUCCAGUGAUGAAUCUUCAGAUGAUGAGCCUGCUUCAAAAAAACAAACUGUUGUGGCUAAAAAUGGUAUUGCUGCUGCCCCGGCUAAGAAAGGCAAGGAUGACAGUAGCUCGGAUUCUUCGGAUACAGAUUCUGAAGAUGAAGAACCAAAGACUAAGGUUGCUGCAUCAUCAAAAAAGGUACCAGCAGCUGCCACUAAGAAUGGUCCAUUAUCUGCUCUUAAGAAGGCAGAGGACUCGAGUGAUAGUUCAGAUUCAGAUGAUACGGAGUCAGAUGAGGAAAAAGACUCAAAAAAAGGUGCUGCCAUUACUGCUAAAAAAGUUCAACCAUCAAAAAAGAUUGAUGAUAGUGAGAGUUCUGACAGUGACUCUGAUGAAGAUGACGAUGUCCCUGCAACAAAGGAUGCUGCUAAAAAAAUGGACAUUGACGAAGAUGACAGUGAGGACAGUUCUGAGGAAUCCGAUGAAGAGCCUCAAGACAAAAAGACGAAAGUUCCGCCUAAGGUUGGAAAACCAAGUGUAAAAACUGCUCAAGAUGAAAGUAAUAGUUCAGAGGAUGAGGAGAGUGAUUCUGAAGAUGAUAAGAAGCCCGCAAAGAAGCCUACUCAAGAUUCUAAGAAAGGCAACGGGGUUGAGGAGGAGACUGAUGAAGAUGAGUCUGACGAAGAGAGUGUGGAAGAACAACCCAAGACUCCAAAGAAAAAUCCCCAAACCCCUGUUGCUCCUCAAGGUGAAACUACAUCUAAGACCCUGUUUGUUGGCAACCUGUCGUUCAGUGUUGAGCGAGCUGAUGUUGAUAAUUUCUUUAAAGAUGCUGGUGAAGUUGUUGACGUUCGCUUCGCUUCUGAUCCUGAUGGGAGGUUCAAGGGCUUUGGACAUGUUGAAUUCGCCACAGCAGAAGCAGCUCAGAAGGCUAUUAAAUUGAAUGGUCAAGAUUUGCUUGGACGAUCUGUGAAACUUGAUUUUGCUCGUGAAAGGGGGGCAUAUACCCCACAAAACAGCAAAGAGGGUGGUGACUCAUUCCAAAAGGGAGGAAGAGGCCAGACCCAUACAGCUUAUGUGCGUGGUUUUGAUAAAUCUCUUGGGGUGGAUGAGAUUAGGGGUUCCCUGGAACAACAUUUUGGUUCUUGUGGAGAGAUUACAAGGCUAUCUGUUCCAAAAGAUUAUGAGACUGGUGAAGUUAAGGGGUUUGCUUACAUAGACUUCAGCAGUGGUGAUAAUUUGGGCGCUGCAUUAGAACUUAAUGGUUCUGAACUUGGAGGUGAAUACUUGACUGUGGAAGAGGCAAAACCACGAGGUGAUUUCGGUGGAGGCAGCGGUAGAGGAAGUGGUGGGAGGAGUGGUGGUAGAGAUAGUGGUGGUCGGUUCAGUGGAAGACGUGGUGGUGGUGGCCGUUUUAGUGGUGGUGGCCGUGGUGGCAGUUUUGGUGGUGGUGGCCGUGGUGGCAGUUUUGGAGGUGGUCGAGGUGGCGGUUUUGGUGGGAGAGGGCGUGGAACACCUAAUAAGAGCUUCGCCCCAGCUGGGAAGAAGACAAAGUUCGACGAUGGUGACGAGUAAAGACAAAUUUUGAAGUAAGGACAGUUGGAGAGUAUUUUAUAUAAUAGUAGUUGUAUGGUUUUGGCUCGAAGCAAUUGAUUACAGCGCUACAGAACACUGUUAACGCAUUGAAUUUUGCGUUGCUUGGGUACCUGGACUAUAUUUGAUUCGGUGUUUAAUGUUCACUUUAGUAUUCUGAAUU
Molecule: messenger RNA, 2301 nt
Organism: Corylus avellana
Lineage: Eukaryota; Viridiplantae; Streptophyta; Magnoliopsida; Fagales; Betulaceae
Gene: NUC-L1
Product: nucleolin like 1
Molecular function (GO): RNA binding
Source: RefSeq, a predicted model, not a curated record